GUGCACCACCCCUACGGCCGAUAGUGCCCCACACAUACAGACUCGCCGUGAACGCGGUGCCUCCACCCGGAUUUGUGGUUGCAGGGGAGACUGGUCAAUGGUCAUGGCGGGGUUUCGAACUGGAGACAUCGCCGCCUUCCAGACCAUCGAGGUGACAGCUGACGGCACCAGGACCCUCGCUUACCCCGUGGACGAGGAGGGCAAGAGAGAGGACAUUGAAUUCAGCCAUGAGGCAACAGUGUUGCUGAUUAAUGGGAUCCGAAGGCGCUACCGAGAGCUGUCCACCAACCACCGGUCCCGCCACCAAAUCUACCGAGACCUGCACGAUGAGUUCACCAAGCACGGCUACAACUAUUCAGUGGAGAGGAUCCGCCGCAAGUGGAACAAUCUGUUGGGAACAUACAAGAGAUUAAAAAGGGAUACCAAUCCCGGAAAGAUGCCAUGGGAGUAUUUAGAUAUGAUGAAUGAGUUUCUUCCUGAAGAUCCCUCCUUCACCACAAACACAGGAGCACUGCCGCUGAACUUAUGUCUGUCCACUCCCAGCCAAAGUUCUCAGGAGCCACCGACUACCUCUUCUGCAACUUGUACAAAUGACACAUCAUCAGUGAAAGUGCAUGUGCUUCCCCCUAGUGUUGGUAAGGACAUUGAACUUGGAGUGAAGAGACAAAACCUGAUGGAAAAAUACAUGGACCAAGUGAAAGAAAAGGACAAGUUUGAGAUGGAAUAUAAAAAACGCAAAGAGAGAAGAGAACGUUUGAAAAUUAGAGCACUGAGGAAAAUUGGCCAGGAGUUAAAUAAUAUUGCUGUGACACAGUGUGAAAUCUUGAAAAGGCAAGAUCAGAUACUGGCUGCCUUACAGUCAUAAGAACAGCAACUACAGUAAUGUGUGAAUGUUGGUUUGUCAAUAAAUUUUUAUAGAAAUAUAUAUUUGUUGUAUGAAACUGCAUUUUAUGAUGUGAAAGAAGAAUGCAGCCAGACUUGGUAAUUUAGACAGUAUUAUGAUAACCAAGCCUGCCACUGUGGUGAUGGUGUAAUGGAACAUUAAUCACUGUUAGGGGAUAAGCUUUUAAAGUCAAUGGUAGAGGAAGACUGUAAAGCUUAGGUGAUCUGGAAUGGCAACAAAUUGAUGAAAAAAUGUAAAGAAGAGGUUGUCAUUCUGAAAAGAGGCAAGAUAACAGGUGUGAAUGUGA
This is a messenger RNA of Portunus trituberculatus (swimming crab), 1190 nucleotides long. RefSeq lists its product as uncharacterized. Bases 98 to 865 code for a protein of 255 amino acids. Gene Ontology annotation, cellular component: nuclear body. Lineage: Eukaryota; Metazoa; Arthropoda; Malacostraca; Decapoda; Portunidae. The transcript is spliced from 3 exons. Gene Ontology annotation, biological process: positive regulation of DNA-templated transcription. The record is from RefSeq and is a predicted model, not a curated record.